ACCUUCUCCCCUUGCCCCUAAGAAAUACUUAUAAAAACUGUAAAACUAAAUUAUUUGGCGGCAUAAAAGAGUCAGUCGUAAUAUUUUAAACAGUUUUACACAAAUUAAAAACAUGGGAGAUAAAGGCGAUGCCGAAACCUUCGAUGAUGCUGUUGAAGAGCGUGUUAUUAACGAGGAGUAUAAAAUAUGGAAGAAAAACACCCCAUUUCUUUACGACUUGGUUAUGACUCAUGCACUUGAGUGGCCCUCUUUAACAGCCCAAUGGUUACCCGAUGUCACAAGACCUGAUGGAAAAGAGUACUCAAUUCACCGUCUUAUUCUUGGCACACACACCUCUGAUGAACAGAACCAUCUAUUAAUUGCCAGUGUUCAAUUACCAAAUGAAGAUGCUCAAUUUGAUGCGUCACAUUAUGAUAAUGAAAAAGGAGAAUUUGGUGGCUUUGGGUCUGUUUCAGGCAAAAUAGAAAUCGAGAUUAAAAUAAAUCAUGAAGGUGAAGUGAACAGGGCACGUUACAUGCCUCAAAAUCCUUGUGUGAUUGCUACAAAAACUCCUUCCAGUGAUGUUCUAGUUUUUGACUACACCAAACACCCCAGCAAACCAGAUCCCAGUGGUGAAUGUCACCCUGAUUUAAGACUAAGAGGGCACCAAAAGGAAGGUUAUGGAUUAUCAUGGAACCCAAAUUUGAAUGGUUAUUUAUUGUCAGCCAGCGAUGAUCAUACUAUCUGUCUUUGGGAUAUUAAUGCUACACCAAAAGAAAACAGAAUUAUAGAUGCAAAAACUAUCUUCACAGGUCAUACUGCAGUUGUAGAAGAUGUGGCUUGGCACCUACUACAUGAAAGUUUAUUUGGUUCUGUUGCUGAUGAUCAGAAAUUGAUGAUUUGGGAUACUCGUUGUAACAACACCAGCAAACCCAGUCACACAGUUGAUGCACACACAGCUGAAGUCAACUGUUUAAGCUUUAAUCCGUACUCUGAAUUUAUUCUUGCAACAGGGAGUGCUGAUAAGACUGUAGCUUUGUGGGAUUUGAGGAAUCUGAAGUUAAAAUUACACAGUUUUGAGUCCCACAAAGACGAAAUUUUCCAAGUUCAGUGGUCACCUCAUAAUGAAACCAUCUUGGCCUCUUCUGGCACAGACCGUAGACUGCAUGUUUGGGAUCUCAGUAAAAUUGGAGAAGAACAGAGCCCAGAAGAUGCAGAAGAUGGUCCACCUGAAUUACUCUUUAUACAUGGUGGUCAUACUGCUAAGAUAUCAGACUUCAGUUGGAACCCCAAUGAGCCCUGGGUUAUUUGUUCUGUGUCUGAGGAUAACAUAAUGCAAGUUUGGCAAAUGGCAGAGAAUAUCUAUAACGACGAGGAGCCUGAACAGCAAGCUUCAGACAUUGAGGCAACCACAAAUUAAUUAAUUAAUUAAUUUUGUAUUACUACCAUUGUCAUUAUUAUUUUAUCAUAAUUGUAUUUGUUGGUCGAAUAAGUUGGUUCGUAAUUUGUCUACGCGUUCCUUUAUAAACUUUUUUUGUAUUAAUGUUCCGUUUUAUUUUAUUUUGUAAAUGUACUUUUAAAAAGAGAAACGUGCCGUUUAGCUGUCUUUGAACGAUAUUGUAUGUAUGUAUUUUUUGUCUCUUAUUUUUAAUUGAGGCGCAAUCUUAUUAGUAUAAU
Agrilus planipennis (emerald ash borer) is the source of this 1656-nucleotide messenger RNA. It is a transcript of the gene Caf1-55, whose product is annotated as probable histone-binding protein Caf1. Gene Ontology annotation, biological process: regulation of gene expression. Gene Ontology annotation, cellular component: ESC/E(Z) complex; NuRD complex; nucleus. NCBI's taxonomy places the organism in Eukaryota, Metazoa, Arthropoda, Insecta, Coleoptera, Buprestidae. The record is from RefSeq and is a predicted model, not a curated record. Gene Ontology annotation, molecular function: histone binding. The coding region runs from base 113 to 1399 and encodes 428 amino acids. The transcript is spliced from 5 exons.